This is a messenger RNA of Quercus robur (English oak), 707 nucleotides long. RefSeq lists its product as uncharacterized. The coding region runs from base 39 to 635 and encodes 198 amino acids. Gene Ontology annotation, molecular function: protein binding. The record is from RefSeq and is a predicted model, not a curated record. Lineage: Eukaryota; Viridiplantae; Streptophyta; Magnoliopsida; Fagales; Fagaceae. The transcript is spliced from 5 exons.
AUGCAAGCACAGGAUAAACCAAAAGUUCAUCAAGUUUUAUGCAUGAAGAUCCUAUUAUAUACAGGGAGAUACAUGAAGCCUGUGCUCCUGCUACUCCACAAUUAGCUAAAACAGUGCUGGAUCAAGAUUUUGUUACUGGGCCUUCUCAAGUUCAAUCUGAGCUUACCACAUCCAAGUUGUUUCAUGAUUCAACCACUUCAUCAAAUCUUGAUAUGGGAGAUGGUAGAACUGGUGAUUCCAGUCAAAUGUGGCAAGAUGGCCCCUGUAUUGAAAAUGGCAGGGAAGUUCACAUAGAAGAAGAAUUUCCAGAAGUUAAAGUAGACUUUCAGGAGACAUUUUUGGGUCACACAAGUCCUAUCAGUCGGUGCCGCUUUUCUGCGUCAGGGAACAAUAUAGCCAGUGCUUCUAUAGAUGGUACAGUGACAUCAGGAACAACAAAUAGAAGCAAUAUUGUCCCAACAGGAGGGUCUCGUGGUGAUAUAAGCCAGGGACCUAAUUUUGAAGCCAAAGUGGCAAAGCUUGUUGAGCUAGGGUUUGGAAGGAAGCAGUCAUACAAGCUCUUAAAUUAUUCGAAGGAAAUGAAGAUCAGGCACCAGGGUUUCUUUUUGGGGGUUGAAGUUAACAUUUAUUUGUAGACUUCAAUUUUUGUGGAAUAAUGUUUGGUUCAGUAAUUUAAUUGCAAAUUAACAAAUUGAAAUUUGUGUACU